UCCGAAAAGAGUUGCGCCGCCACAUAGCAAGAAAGCUUUAUGCGCAUGCACUCGAUGGAGAAAUAUAGCAAAACAAGGCAGCUGGAUUUACUUGAGGAAAAGGAGACCAACAAGGCAUCAACCCAGCUCUAUCAGACGGCGGCGCUUAGCCAGCACGCAGAACCUUUUGUCAUUGGACGGACAAAGCGCCGUGAGGGAUAAGUCAGGCGAGGAAACGAGGCGUAAGGCUAUUAUUGGCAUAGGGUUUCAUCUGGAUUCGGCGUUUCUAUAUAUUGUCCCAGUGCCUCAUGGUACAGCAUCAGACCCUCCCUCAUUCAUAGACGGAGAAUCCGUGCCUCUUCCUGUGAGAGAUGCUCAUAGUCUGCGAAGCCGCCACAGCCAUGUCGUCAAAGAAGGAAUGCGAUGACUUGAUAGACAGCCUUACUACUAUUCCUCUCUUUCUCAAGCGCGUCAAGGCGCUGUUAAGUCACUCGCAGCAACCGUUAGAUGAUGCGAUCUUCUGCUCCCUAUCCAGAGUCAGGGCUGAAGUCGAGUUUCUUGACGAGACCAUUGAGCGACAUCUCAGUUGCCUCGGACCCGUCACUGGCAAGCCAGGCGCCGUGGAAGCAGACGUUCUGUUCGUUCGCUUGUCGCCUAUUUCCUCUACCGUCACUCGCAGGCAAGAAGCGUCCGAUGUGCCUCUCAAUUCGACACUGACAGCAGAGAACAUCGCAAGUUUGACCCGAAAUGAUUGUGCCGCUGGAAGAGAAUGCCGAACCGACCCGAUCCCAUCUUUUGAAGUAGGGAGGGGUGCCGAGAAACGCAGAUUGCCCGGUCCAUCGCACGACAUCGUGGAGAUACCUAGGCGAUUCCUCGGAUUGAUUCCGCCAUCCCGUGACGUGUGUUUCGUUGACUUAACAACAGAACAUAGCCCCAGGUAUGGCCCCGACCUGGAUACCGCGUCUAUGAUAGACGUCAGUUCCAAUCGCAAUCUUGACUCCGCCACCGAGCCAAGACCCAACGGUAAGCCUUCUUCGAAGAGCAUCGUGAAAUUGAUUGACCGGGCAGUCGAGCAUGCCCACGUCGGUUGGUUAUCGUGCCGAGACCAAGCUCAAUUCAGAGAAAGGCUUGGUCAAUUUUGUCCAGGACGGUAUGUUGACGACGUUGUGUUCCUUGCCAUGCUUCAGUUAGUGUGUUGUACCUCUACACUUCAGAUCAUAGAUCCAUUGCUUGUGAGGUUCACAGAACCGUUCUUAACCUCGGGCGCUUUCGCGUUCGCCAAGGGUUUUUGACGGGAUGGUACUGCCAAUCAACGUCAAUGCGGCAGAUCAGAUGUCGGAUCACCACAGAAAUCAUUGGAUUCUUGCAAUCGUCAACUGGAAAACGGAGACAUUCGACGCCUUCGGGAUGCA
Colletotrichum acutatum is the source of this 1391-nucleotide messenger RNA. RefSeq lists its product as uncharacterized. Lineage: Eukaryota; Fungi; Ascomycota; Sordariomycetes; Glomerellales; Glomerellaceae. The transcript has 2 exons. The record is from RefSeq and is a predicted model, not a curated record. The coding region runs from base 351 to 1271 and encodes 306 amino acids.